Molecule: messenger RNA, 828 nt
Organism: Brassicogethes aeneus
Lineage: Eukaryota; Metazoa; Arthropoda; Insecta; Coleoptera; Nitidulidae
Source: the annotation of a GenBank genome assembly
AUGAACUCUGAGUACGAAGUUUCCUCAGAAAUCUACGAAGAACACGAUUAUACAUGCAAAUCGAAGGCAAUAGUUAACAAUGACAACAUUGUGUCGAGGUUUGUUUUCACGUUGAAACCUGAAAAAACUGAACCUGACGAGGACGGCGACUUACAAGUGACAAGGAGAAAAAGUGUGGAGAAGUGCAUUGAAAUAGAACACAGCAAAAGUACUGUUUUAAAAUUGGUGGGGCUGCAAAUCUGGAGAGGGGCAUUUUUAUUGGCUGACUGGUUAAUAGAGUGUGCGGAUAAUUUUCCUAAGGAUUGCAUUAUUUUGGAAUUGGCGGCUGGGGUAGGGUUAACAAGUGUUAUAGCCUCUAUGUAUGCUAAAGUUUACAGUACUGAUGUAAAUAGAGGUGAAUUGUUUAGGUUAAUUGAAAGUAACUAUAAAAGAAAUAAACACUUAUGUAAACAUCCUCUUAAAGUAGCUGAAAUAGACUUUAUGUCAAGUAAUUUAUCUAGAGAAAUACUUGCUAUUCUACCCAAAGUUUCAUAUAUUAUAGCAGCCGAUGUUGUGUAUGAUAACGAGUUAACUAAGGCAUUUGUUAAUACAGUAGAUUUACUAUUAUCUGUGCCCCCACAGAGGUCCAUUGUAAUUGCACUUGAAAAAAGGUUUGUUUUUACUUUGGCGGACUUUGAUUCUGUAGCACCCUGCUACGAUUAUUUUGUUGAUUGUUUAAAAAGUCUAAAAAAUGUUACAUUUGAAGAGAUUGACUGUGAUUUUCCUCAGUAUUUUAAGUAUGACCGCGUGAAACAGUUGGUUUUAUGGAAAAUAACUUCCAAAUUUUGA